Messenger RNA from Aureobasidium namibiae CBS 147.97, 1455 nucleotides. RefSeq lists its product as uncharacterized. The record is from RefSeq and is a predicted model, not a curated record. The coding region runs from base 1 to 1455 and encodes 484 amino acids. Gene Ontology annotation, biological process: regulation of DNA-templated transcription. NCBI's taxonomy places the organism in Eukaryota, Fungi, Ascomycota, Dothideomycetes, Dothideales, Saccotheciaceae. The transcript has a single exon. Gene Ontology annotation, molecular function: zinc ion binding; DNA-binding transcription factor activity, RNA polymerase II-specific.
AUGGAAGUUCACCCAUCACAGCGACGGCUUUCGUGCGAGGCUUGCAGGAAGAGUAAAACAAAAUGUCGACGGAUACAAGCUGAUGAUCUGAAAUGUGUACGAUGUGCUCUUGCCAGUAUAGAGUGCGAUACUGGACAGCAGAGGAAAGUAGGACGGCCCAAACGGAAGGCGCUGGAUCCAGCUUCCGCGUCUGGUUGUCGUUCUGCAAGCAAACGCCAAAAAGCGUCUACUGAUCUAGAGGCUCAUGGAACUCCUGCGAAUGGGGUUGUAUCAGUACAACAUGUGGAAAAUUUUUCAGAGAGUUUCGCAAAGCCUGCUCAAGCUCACAUGGGAACCGAUGGAGUUUCUCAGCAUCUCCUCGAUUCUCGAGCACGUGUGUCUACACGCAUGCCAAUGAUGCCGGAUCUGGUAUCUGGGGAAUGGCCUGCUACCAUGAACGAUAUAUGGUAUGGCAACACACCGUAUUAUGCCCCUAGUAGUCACAAUUUCCAAGAAACAACUCCAGAUUCUCAUUGCGGUGCGGAUGCUGCCUGCUCUACAGCGGAAUUCAACAGGAAUUGCAGGCCUGGAAACCAUCCCACAUUGAGCUUAUCAGACUUCAUGAAUCAAGUCUUGUCUUGCAACUCGCGCCCUUGGAUGACUUCAGAUCCCUGGAUCACUCCUGAUCGGACCUCGAAGUACCCUCUAAUCAGCAAGAGGAGUCAUCCUCUACCAUUCGGCAUAGGCAGACCGCCUACUUACUACAUUCACGAAAACCAAUUCUCAUCCAUCCCAGCGGAUGCUUCUAGCAAAAUUGGAAGAAAUGACUCCACGAUCACACUUCUCAGCAUGGUUCAAGGUCUACAGCUCCGUAGCAACAUAGUGAGACCUCACAGAUCACGACUUGAUCUCAGUCAUCUUAUACAGAGACACGGUCCUGUGUUCAUUGGAACCUUCUCGUUGGUCGAGUACGUCAUGGCAUCUACGGAGCAACUUUUACAGAUAGUGGCAAGUCUAGUCAACACAUCGGAGCCUCUACUCGAGCCUAACGAGAAACUUCCAACUCCCCUCGUCUCGAGUAUAAUGGAUGUGUACUGCCGCAUUCUCUCAUUCUUCGAACUUUUCCUUCAACAUCUCACAAAUGCAGCCGAGCGCAUAGCAACCACCCCUGUGAAACCUAUUCCUGGCCUGAGAUACAAUGGUCUAGUCUUGACUGGUGCUGGCAUACAAGGCACAUUGAUCUGCAGCUCUAUUUUCUAUCUCUUGGGAAGAGCGGAAAGUGUUCUUGGGCUCGAUACGGCAUCCACCGGGAAUGGGAUCUUUUCAGCAUGUCAGAUUGUCAUGCUGUAUAAGAAGUUGGAUAAAGGCGAUGGUUUGGUCCAGACCCGAGGCAUCAUAAGGCCCGCAGAUGUCAAAAAUCUGUUUAUGCGGGUGACCAUCAUCUUGGAGCAAUUAGCAUCGACGGAAACGGCGUGA